Myxocyprinus asiaticus (Chinese sucker) is the source of this 4942-nucleotide messenger RNA. RefSeq names its product zinc finger protein 850-like. Gene Ontology annotation, biological process: regulation of transcription by RNA polymerase II. The record is from RefSeq and is a predicted model, not a curated record. The transcript has 10 exons. The coding region runs from base 52 to 4230 and encodes 1392 amino acids. Lineage: Eukaryota; Metazoa; Chordata; Actinopteri; Cypriniformes; Catostomidae. Gene Ontology annotation, molecular function: RNA polymerase II cis-regulatory region sequence-specific DNA binding; DNA-binding transcription factor activity.
CGACAUAAAACACGAGAAUAAACAAGAGCUGCUGCCAGUUUAAACACUCAGAUGUUCAUCAUGAGAGAGCAGGUGGAUGUGAUCUGCUGUAAAUCAGUAGGAACUGAUCUGUCCAUGCUGGAUAUUGAUGAUUUCAUCACAGAAAUCUCUCAGCUGAAGAAAGAGGUGACGUCACUGAAGACAAAACUGAUGGAGAGAGACGACAGGUUACAGGAGCUGGAAAAGGUUUCCUGUCAAUCUUCAGUGUGUGUGACUGAUGGGACCUCCACAGAAUGUCAGGAUUCAGUGUGGAGCGGCAGAGAUCAGUCCACACCACAGCGACUGCUGGACAAACUCUCUGAACAGAGAUCCAGAGACACACAGGACUCACAGCUCACUUUACUCUGUUCUACUGAUGGUAAUCAGGGUGAUCAAACCUCCACAGAGUCUCUGACUUCUGUCUGUAACACUGAAGAACAACAGAUGCUGCAGAUACCAGUGAAGAUUGAAGUGAAACUGGAGGAGAUAAAAGAAGAAAACACAGAAGAGGAAAAACAUAGAGAGGAUGUUGAUUUUAUUCCUUCAGAAAUCUCUCAGCUGAAGAAAGAGGUGACGUCACUGAAGACAAAACUGAUGGAGAGAGAGGACAGGUUACAGGAGCUGGAAAAGGUUUCCUGUCAAUCUUCAGUGUGUGUGACUGAUGGGACCUCCACAGAAUGUCAGGAUUCAGUGUGGAGCGGCAGAGAUCAGUCCACACCACAGCGACUGCUGGACAAACUCUCUGAACAGAGAUCCAGAGACACACAGGACUCACAGCUCACUUUACUCUGUUCUACUGAUGGUAAUCAGGGUGAUCAAACCUCCACAGAGUCUCUGACUUCUGUCUGUAACACUGGAGAACAGCACCAGACACCAGUGAAGAUGUGUUCAGUGAAGCUGCUGGACUGCAGGAACCUGAUGAAAAUGAGAGGAGAAACCACAGCAGAGGAACAACAGAGUGAUGAAGAUGAUGAUGAUGAUCAAACCUCCACAGAGUCUCUGACUUCUGUCUGUAACGCUGGAGAAGAGCAGAUGCUGCAGACACCAGUGAAGAUUGAAGUGAAGCAGGAGAAGAUAAAAGAAGAAAUCACAGCAGACGAACAACAGAGAGAUGAAGAUGAUUUUAUUUCUUCAGAGCUGAUGGAAGUGAAAGAGGAACAUCAAGAGCUGAAUGAAGUGGAGGAGAGACUUCAGUAUCAGAAACAUGAUUUAAUAACUGUUGAAGAAUCUUUGAGUUGCUCAAAGACUAGAAUGAUUUUCUCACUAAAAAAGCCUCAAAGAGCAGCCACAUUUUUUUUCACCUGCUCUCCGUGUGGAAAGAGUUUCACAUGUAAAAGCCAGCUUAAUAAACACAUGAGAGUUCAUACUGGAGAGAAGUCUUACACGUGGCAUCAGUGUGGGAAAAGUUUAGCAGAUGCAGACCAUCUCAAAGAUAAUCUCUGCUGUCACUCUGGAGAAAGAUCAUUUGAAUGUGAUAUAUGUGGUAAAACAUUCAUUUUGGAUUCAUGCCUAAAGCGACAUCUGAAAGUGCACUUAAAAGAGAAGCCUUACAAGUGUUCUAUUUGUGGAAAGAGUUUUCCAUACCUGUCCUAUUUUAAAGAGCAUCAGAAAGUACAUACCGGUGUGAGGGCUCACAUGUGCUUUGAAUGUGGGAAGACCUUUACAACAGCCAUCCACUUAAAUCGGCACCAAAGAAUUCAUACUGGAGAAAAACCUUACAAGUGCUCACACUGUGGAAAGAGUUUCAAUCUGUCACAAAACCUGAAAACUCAUGAGAGAAUCCAUACUGGAGAAAAACCUUACAAGUGCUCACACUGUGGAAAGGGUUUCGCUCGGUCACAAUGCCUGAAACGACAUGAGAGAAUUCAUACUGGAGAAAAACCAUACACGUGCUCACACUGUGGAAAGAGUUUUAACCAAUCUGCUCAUCUGCAGCAACAUGUAAAAAAGUAUUGCCCAAGUAGUCACAUGCACAAUAGGUGGCGGUAUGUGCUGCUUUAUGGCACAAAACCGCCAGUUAAGGCAAAGAAGAAUUUGAGCGCUCAGUCGAUGUUCAUCAUGAGAGAGCAGGUGGAUGUGAUCUGCUGUAAAUCAGUAGGAACUGAUCUGUCCAUGCUGGAUAUUGAUGAUUUCAUCACAGAAAUCUCUCAGCUGAAGAAAGAGGUGACGUCACUGAAAGUAAAGCUGAAGGAGACAGAAUUUGUUUCACCCUGCACCUGUUUUGAGCGAGUUAAAGUUGAGAUUGAGCUGGAAAAGGUUUCCUGUCAAUCUUCAGUGUCUGUGAUUGAUGGGACCUCCACAGAAUGUCAGGAUUCAGUGUGGAGCGGCAGAGAUCAGUCCACACCACAGCGACUGCUGGACAAACUCUCUGAACAGAGAUCCAGAGACACACAGGACUCACAGCUCACUUUACUCUGUUCUACUGAUGGUAAUCAGGGUGAUCAAACCUCCACAGAGUCUCUGACUUCUGUCUGUAACACUGGAGAACAGCAGAUGCUGCAGACACCAGUGAAGAUUGAAGUGAAGCAAGAGGAGAUAAAAGAAGAAAUCACAGCAGAGGAACAACAGAGAGAUGAGGAUGAUCAAACCUCCACAGAGUCUCUGAAUUCUGUCUGUAACGCUGGAAAACAGCAGAUGCUGCAGAUACCAGUGAAUACUGAAGUGAAGCUGGUGGAGAUAAAAGAAGAAAACACACUAGAGGAACAACAGAUUGAUGAAGAUGUUGAUUUGUUUCCUUCAAAGCUGAUGGAAGUGAAAGAGGAACAUCAAAAACUGAAUGAUGUGGAGGAAAAACUUCAGUAUCAGAAACAUCAUGAUUUUACAACUUCACAUAAAAAGUCUUUGAGUUUCUCAAAGACUAAGAAAAAAUUAACUCUAAAAAAGCCACAAAGAAGAGCAGCCAAGAAAUCUUCCACUUGUUCUCAGUGUGGAAAAAGUUUCGCAUAUAAAAGCCAGCUUAAUGUACACAUGAGAGUUCACAUUGGAGAGAAAAUUUACAUGUGCCAUCAGUGUGGAAAAAGUUUCAGAAGUAAAGGAAACCUUAAUUCACACAUGAGAGUUCACACAGGAGAGAGGCCUUACACGUGCCAUCAAUGUGGUAAAAGUUUUGCAUAUGCAGGCCAUCUCAAGAAUCAUUUCUGUUGUCACUCCGGAGAAAGACCAUUUGAAUGUGAUGAGUGUGGUAAAACAUUUGUGUUGGAUACAGGCCUAAAACAACAUCUGAAUACACAUGCAAAUGAGAAGCCUUAUAAGUGUUCAUUUUGUGAAAGUAGUUUUGCACGCCUGUCCCAUUUUAAAGAGCAUCAGGAAAUAGAUAUCUGUGCCGGGGCCCAUAUGUGCUUUGAAUGUGGGAAGACCUUUAUGAAAGUCAACAACUUGAAACGGCACCAAAAAAUUCAUGCUGGACUGAAACCUUACAAGUGCUCACACUGUGGAAAGAGUUUCGCUCAGUCAGAACGCUUGAAAACACACGAGAGAAUCCAUACUGGAGAAAAACCUUACAAGUGCUCACACUGUGGAAAGAGUUUCAUUCAGUCACAAGACCUGAAAAAACACGAGAGAGUUCAUACUGGAGAAAAACCUUACAAGUGCUCACACUGUGGAAAGAGUUUCAUUCAGUCACAAGACCUGAAAAAACACGAGAGAAUUCAUACUGGAGAGAAACCUUACAAGUGCUCACACUGUGGAAAGAGUUUCACUCAGUCAGAACACCUGAAAACACAUGAGAGAAUCCAUACUGGAGAGAAACCUUACAAGUGCUCACACUGUGAAAAGAGUUUCAAUCACUCAGAAAACCUGAAAACACACGAGAGAAUCCAUACUGGAGAAAAACCUUACAAGUGCUCACACUGUGAAAAGAGUUUCAAUCAGUCAGAAAACCUUAAAACACAUGAGAGAAUCCAUACUGGAGAAAAACCUCAUAAGUGCUCACACUGUAAAAAGAGUUUCAAUCAGUCACAAAACCUGAAAACACACGAGAGAAUUCAUACUGGAGAAAAACCUCACAAGUGCUCACACUGUGAAAAGAGUUUCAGUCAGUCACAAAACCUGAAAACACAUGAGAGAAUUCAUACAGGAGAAAAACCUUACAAGUGCUCACACUGUGAAAAGAGUUUCACUCGGUCGCAAAGCUUGAAAACACAUGAGAGAAUUCAUACUGGAGAAAAAAGUGCACAUACUGUGAAAAGAGUUUCAGUCUCUCAGAAUACCUGAAAAUGCACAAGAGAAUCCAUACUGGAGAGAAAUGUGUGGGAUUGCAAAUUUAAGUGUCUAUAAGAUCAGGUAGUCCAAUGUCUUUCAUGUAACAUCACAUGAAAGACUCAAGUGAUUCACAUUGUAUUGGGCUUUCAAGGUUUUUGGUAUUGUGAUUCUUGGAGAUCAUCUAUCAAUGGCUGCAUCCUGUUAGUGUAUGUGAAUGAAGACAUGUUUCUCAUGCUAACUAGGUCUAUCCCCUUUUUGUCUCUUGAUGGCUCAGUCAUCAUUGUUUAUGUUUCAGUUACUUUCUGAGGUGAAUGCAAUGCCAAGGUGUGAAUGUCUCUCAAGCCAUUUGGACGAUACAAUUUUGUUAAUUAGAUUAGGGCUGGUUGAAUUCAGAGUCUUCGCCCAUUGGAUAUUUUGUUUAACCUUGAAACCUUUGUCGACAUCUGGAAGUACUGCCGCCUGAAUGCCUAUGAAAUACAAUGUAUGCCUCUCUAAGUCAGACUUGAUGACUGCAGCGAAAGACAGCACGUUCGGAGAUGUAGACUGAUGCUCUUGGUCUUCUGCAAUAAAGAAUACUGCUGAAGAUUUAUCCAAGUCUCCUGGUUUUCUCUGCUGUUCUUCAUGUGGGAAAAGUUUCAGCACAGCAAGUACUCUACAGAAACAUUUAAAAAAGAAUUGCCCAAGUAGUCACAGUGAGCAAAAAUCAUCUUAAGUUCUAACAAGA